AUGGCCUCAAACGAUACAGCGCAACCAAUUAAGGGCGGUCGGACAUUGAUCCAGACACUACUGGCACGAGUCGAGUCUGAUCCCGACAGACUAUACGGAUCGUUCCCAUUGACACAUGACAUUGAAGACGGCUUCUACGACUUCACGUUCGGCGAGCUAGGCCGUGCGGUGGACCACUGCGCGUGGAUGAUCAAAGACUGCUAUGGAACAAGCACACACUCCGAGACACUAUUGUUCAUGGGUGCGAGAGACUUUUGCUACACCAUAGUCUUCCUUUGCUGCCUUGAAGUGCGGUUACAAGGUUAUUGCGAAAACUGCCACGAGGCGACGGAGUGCUCAGUGCUGACUGGCGUCGCGCAGGCUUGUUUUCCAAAUACUGGCAGUUCCAUCUCAGAUAAUUGCUCUAUACUGGAUCAGGUCGGUUGUACGAAGGCAUUACAUACUGCAUACACGAAGGAACUUCUUGAAGCCUGCCAAAAGUCUCGACCGCAGCUGUGCUUACUAGAGUUACCUACUCUCCAACAAUUCUUCGAGGCGCUAGCGAGACCGUUUCAGUACACGCCACGACCUUGGGAAGAAGCCAAGCAUGAUCCAAUGCUUGUUAUCCAUUCCUCAGGGACAACAGGCGCACCGAAGCCUCUUGUCCUACGUAACGGGUACAUCAAAGGCUUGGACAGCCAUUGGAGCGGAGGUGGUGCCCAAAUGAGCAUGUUCGACAAGUUGGACGGCGCAUUCUACUAUACGCCAUUUCCAGCCUACCAUCUAGGUGGUUUCCUGUCCAUGACCGUGAUGCCUACCAUGUCGAUGUACAGCACUCCUGUCAUGGCUCCUCCAGGACACUAUGCAAUGCGAGACGGACCUCUUGUUCUUCGAAUCAUAGAGAAGCGGAACGUCAAGAUGAUCGUAGCAUCACCGGCUUUACUGGAAGCGAUCUCUCAAAUGCCAAAUGGCACAUCCACAUCGGCCACGCUCGACUGUGUAGGUUUCGGCGGCGGGCCCUUGCGAGAGUCUUUGGGCGACGAGCUAAGCUCGCAGAACGUUCGACUGAUCAACAUAUAUGGGUCAAGUGAGGCUUGCUGGUUACCAACGCGCACUACAGAAAUGGUAGAUUGGGAGUGGCUAGAUUUUCACCCAGAUCUGAAAAUCGACUGGCGAGACGCUGGACAUGGCGAUGGAACUCAUGAGCUCUGCUUCGCGGACGAAGCACCAGUAGUGAACGAACUCCGCGGAACAUACUGGAGCUUACAACGCAAGGACUGGCGAUCCAAAGAUAUCUUUGUGCAACAUGAAACCAAGCCUUGGCUAUGGAAGCUUAGUGGACGUCAAGACGAUAUGCUCAUACUUGCGACUGGCAGCAUGAUCAAUCCAAUCCCGAUGGAGGAUAUUGUUGCCGCUGAUGAAUCUGUCUCGGGUGCCUUGAUGGGCGGAGAGAAUCGUUGGCCUCCCUGCAUGCUCGUCGAAUGUCAAGAUCCCUGUGGCGAUGUUCAAGCUUUCGUCCAACAGAUCUGGCCUCGAAUCGAAGCGGCAAACGAGUUGGUGAGAGAGGAUAGUCGCAUACCUUACCGGAAUGUAGCAGUCGUAGGCCCGGGUUUAUUUGUCCGGAAUCCAAAAGGUGGAGUAGUGAGAGGUCGAACAGUGCAGAAGCUUGCGAACACUAUUGAUGGUAUGUAUACCUAG
This is a messenger RNA of Fulvia fulva, 1677 nucleotides long. RefSeq names its product Adenylate-forming reductase Nps11. The transcript has a single exon. Lineage: Eukaryota; Fungi; Ascomycota; Dothideomycetes; Mycosphaerellales; Mycosphaerellaceae. The record is from RefSeq and is a predicted model, not a curated record. The coding region runs from base 1 to 1677 and encodes 558 amino acids.